ACAGAAAAAAAAAAACAUAAAAAUGAAGAAAAAAAGCCACGUCGGAGGCCUUUCUCCAGUUCUUCCUUGUUUGGCGACUGCAAAACCUUCAAAAAUUCAUCCCUCAAAUUUUCUUAAACGGCAACUGAAGAAGAAGAAGAAGAAAAAGAAGGAGAAGCCGUAAAGCUUUUCAAACAAUGGCUUCUUCUUGCUGUUCUUCUUCAGUAACCUUCUUCAAUUCUCAUUCUAAGCCAAACAAUCCCUUAGCUUCCCCUGUUCCAGCUCAAGCCAAUUCUUUCCUUCGCUUCCACAGCAAUUCAUCUUCCGCCGUCUUACGCCUCCGGUCAACUCCAGCUCCGCCGCCCAACGCUCAUAGUUUCCGUGUUAUGGCGUCGACGUUGACAGCUGUAGAAAAGAAUCGGGAGCCAUUGAAGAUUAUGAUAUCUGGAGCUCCGGCUUCUGGGAAAGGAACUCAGUGUGAGCUAAUAAAGAAAAAGUAUGAUUUGGUGCAUAUUGCCGCUGGAGAUCUUUUGAGGGCUGAGAUUGCAGCGGGGACCGAAAAUGGAAAGCGAGCAAAGGAAUUCAUGGAGAUAGGACAAUUGGUCCCAGAUGAAAUAGUUGUCAUGAUGGUGAAAGAUCGGUUGAUGGAGCCUGAUUCCACAGAAAAGGGUUGGCUUUUAGAUGGAUAUCCUCGAAGCUUAUCACAGGCGACUGCUCUUAAAGGAUUUGGUUUUCAUCCCGAUAUCUUCAUACUCCUUGAAGUACCUGAAGAGAUCCUAGUCGAGAGGGUAGUUGGUCGUAGGUUAGAUCCCGUUACAGGCAAGAUAUACCAUUUAAAAUAUUCUCCUCCGGAGACUGAAGAAAUUGCUGCGAGGCUUACUCAGCGUUUUGAUGAUACAGAAGAAAAGGUUAAAUUGCGUUUGCGCACUCAUCAUCAAAAUGUGGAAUCAGUGCUCUCAAUAUAUGAAGAUAUUACAAUAAAGGUAAUCUACUGAAAUUGAGGAACUUUUUAAUCCUUUGACAAGGGCUGUAAAGGUUCUUCGAACGGAAUUGAAAACUUUUAUCAAGCAUCUCCUAAAUUCCUGUCUGGUUGUGUAGUUUCAACUGAAACUCCUCCUCCCACAGUGAAUUGAUUAGUAAUAACUAUUAUUGAAGGAUUUGUCAUAAAGUUUUGCUAGUGAAUUAUUUUCUGUGUUGAUGUAUUCUUACCUACUUAACUGUGUGGUAGGUUAGUUCUAUCUUGUGGGUGUUCUAUAUGCCUGAAAAUGAUAAUUCAAUUCACUGUAGUCUAUUUUUGUUUUGGUGAGGAUGAGAGAGAAUUCUAUUCAUCAUGACUCGUGUGUGACUGCAAAUAGUUAGUAAUGAUUUUGGACACCAAUUUUCUCACCUGUGAUUGCAGGUGGAUGGAAGUGUCUCUAAAGAGGCUGUCUUUGAGCAGAUUGAUACUGCAUUAUCAGAUCUAAUGGCGCAAAGAGCAGAAAAGAUGGGAUCUGCUGUAGCAUAAAAUUCAGUUUCUGGGAGAGUUUGUGUAAAAGAGAACUAGGAUUUUGCCAGGUGAUAAAAGACAAAAGAAGAAUACACUGGAUGCUUUUUAAUUCUUUAAUUAUUUAUUUUUAAAACGUAUACCAUCAAUGGGUUCCUCCCUUAUACCUACAUGUUUGAAGAUUUAUGCAUACGCCAAGGAUCCAAACAUGUACAUUGCAUCCUCUAUGUUCUAUCAGAGACUAUACUUUCUCACUGUAGUUCUUAGCAGAACUAACAAUCUGUACAAGAUAUUUAUUGAAAAAACGUUUUAUUUGCCCAAAAAGAACUUUGAAAUUAUUUAUGAGAGAUUUCAGUUUUGUUUUUAGUGCCUUUGAUAGCUGGGACUUUUAGGCCAAAUCAGAUAGCAAUUCCUGAAUCUGUCUCAUUUGGCUUGUUAGGAGGCAGUUAGUAAGAAUAAUGACUGCAAACAGUGUCUUAUUUGAUGAGUCUGAUUAGAAUUCUGCUUUCAGCAUAUUCAUGUAAUCUGAGUGUGGCAUAAAUAAGCGGUGAGAGAUAUUUUCAUGGAAUUUUACAGAGUGUGGAGUAUUGAACAAAGUUGCAGAAGCAAAAUAUUUUCAUAUUUUCAGAAUAUGCAGAAUAAACAAGAAGAAUAGAGGUAAGUUUUCUGCUGAAAAACACUCACACAUAUUCCAUUCAUUCAUUCAUAUUUAUAAUACAAAAGGGAACUAACUGUAUACUGUUUGGUCAAUGCCAACAGUACACAACUUUGCUUUUAUCUCCAGCACAGUCCACAAACUAAGGAUCACCAUCCUUUUACCACUUGCAUACUUCCUACACAAGAUAAACUUUCUACUGCAAGUAAUUGACUACAGGAAAGAUAUCAUAAACACAACAAACACAACAAAACCAAAUCUGAAAUCAUUCAACAAGAAAAUUCUCAAAAUCUAACAAGUAUGCAAGAAGCAAGGGAUGAGUAAAACGCUUGUUAAAAAUGGUUGCUGUCACUUGCUGUGGUUAGGAACCUGAUAGUUUAAGCAAAAACUUCUGCAUCUAUAUAAUUUGAAUGGCUUAAUUGAAUAUGUAGACAAAGAAGACCACUCAAGUAUUAUUUUGACUUCUGACUAGAUCCAGUUGAUGACAGAGGAUCCCUUUUGUUUUGUAUACAUCUACAUCUCUCUUGAACUUCCAAAGCUUUCUUGAUGUAAUGCUCUUAAAGAACAGGAGAGUGAUUUUGUCAGUGUCUGCAAUGAAGUUCCUGCAACUAAAUGAGAGUACUUUAGCAAGUUUUACAUUUAUUUCUUCUGCAGCGAGGAUGAAUUUAUGUAGGUUAUCUUAUGUUUUAGGGCAAGGCGAACAGUAUUUGUUAUGAUUAUGUACUAAGAAAAUCUCAUAUGUUUCGGCUUCAUAACUAUCAAACUGGGUAAGGAAAUCCCUACGGGCAAUGAGCUGGUAAGCUUGGAUGGAGAUUGUUACAUCUAACCCUGAAAAAGGUCAAAGCAGAUUUCAGAUACUCUAUUACUUUGAACUCCCGUUGAUUUCUUUUGGAUUUGAAUUGCUUUUAAGCCAUUAUUUAAGCUUUAAGUCAUCAUCCAGUGUGCACUAAGGGAAGGAAUUUGCAGUCAUCUGUGCAUUUCAAAUUUUCAACUCUCUAGGCUUUUGCUUAGUAGUUUACUUUGCCUUCUGAUGACGACAGUUCUUCUACAGCUGACUUUUUCCUUCCUCCUGACCUGACUCUUAUUAUUGCAUUUUUGACUUAGUAAAACCUAAUGCUGUUCUCCAGGAACCAUAACUGACCGAAUAAAUAAAUAUGAGUUGAAAAUAUGGCUUCAGCUCCAGCCUCUAUAGUUCACCAUUUCCCAAUUCUUAGUUCUGAAACUUAAUUAUUGAAGUGUUGACAUGACUCAUGCUUGUUGAAUAAAAGAUCAUCAGCGAUCCUUAGUCAACUUCUUUUAGGAAUUAUUGAACUUAAGAACAACUCAUAUUUUGAAUGAAAGAAUAUACAAUGUAGCUUAUGUUUGAUUUACAAAAUGUUACAGGACAAUCAAUCUGCAGACCUAUGUAAAAAAAAUUGUCUGGUAUAUUGACAGUUUUUGUUAGCAGCUGAUUGAAGCUACUCGGAAGGGGUAGUGGAGGUGGACCGGGACACAUUUGGUGACGCCAAACAAGCAGCCAAGGCUCGUUCUAACCUAUUUACAACUUCUGUCAUGGUGGGUCUGUCUGGACUUUCUAAUGUUACACAGUCUGCAGCUAGAUAUCCUACAUAUGCAACUGCUUCUAUCUCGAUCGGUGUUGGAGGGUGCACUCUAGGAUCCAAAACCCUGUGAACAUCGUCUUUAACUAUAUACGGAACCACAAAAUCGACCACAUUUCUUGGAACGCCGUUCUCAUUCAUGUGAAUGGCCUUGUACCCUGAUAGGAGUUCCAGCAGAACAACCCCAAAGCUGUAAACGUCGCUCUUUGUUGUUAGCCGUUGAAGGCGAUAGUAUUCGGGGUCAAUGUAGCCGACUGUACCUGCUGCUUUCAAUGAGAGGUGUGAUUCAUCAUCAACAGGCCCCAUCAAUGACAGGCCAAAGUCGGAUACUUUAGCCGUCCAGGUGGUGUCCAACAAGAUGUUGGAUGACUUAAUAUCCCUGUGGAUGAUCGGUGGCACUGCAAACUCAUGAAGAUACUGAAUCCCUCUUGCUGCAUCAAGGGCUACUUUGAUUCUUGUUGCCCAUGAACUUAUUGGAGAGGAUUCCAUCUUGUGAAGAUGGUCAAAGAGUGUGCCAUUGUCCAUGUACUCAUAGACUAAAACCCUCUCAUUCGAAUCUUCACAGUACCCCAAAAGUCUGACUAGAUUCUUAUGAUUGAGGCGCGACAUGAACUCGAGUUCAUUAACAAAUGCAUUGUCCUUGUCUUCUUGCCAACGUUGUGUUCGGCCGACUGCAUGAUCUUGUAGUGUAGCUGAUGAGAUAUCAGCUCUCUUUAUGGCGAUUUCACUGCCAUCAGGCAGCCUUCCCAUGUAAACCGAACCAAAACUUCCAGUGCCAAUCUUGUGCUCCUCUGAGAAACUAUUUGUGGCUUCCAGCAGAGUUUCUAGAGAAUAUUCUUCCAAAGGGCUCCCCAUACUAAUCAUUUGGCUUAGUUUCUUGUCCAAUGCUGCUACCGGUUGUCGCGGAGCUAGGGCAGGAUCAUCCAUUGGACCCGAAUCAUGGACACGGCGGCUCAAUCUUUUAUUCAUCUUGCAGUUUUUCAAAACCAAGUAACAGAGGACUAUUACCAGUGACAGAGAACCAAAACAACCAACAACCAUAAAUGCCACCAUUUUCUUGUUCCACUUUGAACUUCCACCAUUUGUGGUUGUUUGAGGUGUUGAAACCAAUUCUGGUGAUGGCGAGGGCGGCGAUGGAGGCAAUGCCGCUGGCUUUCCGAUGCAGGGAAGACAAAUCAUCAUCCCCUGACUACAAUAUCUUCCGUAAUUUGGCAGAGGAUCACAAGGGCACUGUUUCCUACACUUGCCCGGAACUACAUCCUCGAAAACAGCCGAAUUCAAGCUCAGACUGCCAUCUUUUCUCCAGCAAUACAAUGAGUAGUUUGCCAUUGUCAGACCACAAAAGACAUCCCCUUUUGCCUCCAAGGAUACAAACAAAGUCUCCUGUAAAUAAUUAGGCAGACUAAAAUUGUUUGCUCCAAAACAGAACACUUUCCCAUCAAGCCUCAAAAAGCAGCUGCUAUCAUCACCCAAUGCCAGCGCUAUGAACUCUCCAGAAGGCUUCACUCCUACCAUAUCUCCCCAGCAUUCAACACUACCUUCAGUGGAUAUGGCACAAACAUGGCGAGAACCGGCUGCAACGACACUGUAAUUUCCCGCCGGGACAUGAUCCGUAACAUUAGUAUAACUUCCUAAACACUGAAGUUGUCCUGAUUUCGACAGACCACAAACAAAAUUUUCUCCAACAGCAACAUUUGAAGCAAUUGAGCUGUUUCCAGUUGAACGGAAGUUCUGCGACUGCCAACACUCCAACAAGUUAGUGCUAUUACCGUCAAUCAGACCACAAAUGUGGGAUUUUCCAGAAUCCAGUUCUUCCACUCGAGGACCAGUAUAAAUCCUCUUAUAAGUACUAUUACCAUUUAUUGAGAAUCUCCAGCAGACCAUAAUUGAAUUGGAGGAAGAAGAUGAACUCAAAGCACAUACAAACCCAUUUCCACCAACAAUCUCUGUGAAUGAUCUGAAGGAAGGAUUCACAGGAACCUGAACACCCUGAGGGAAACUAGUACAGUUUAGGUAUGAAGAAGGCUGAUGAGAUUCAAGGGAAGAGGUUUGAAUCAAUGCACAGAUUAACGUAUGGUUGCCAACUUGAGAAAUUGAAACAGUGGAAAGUGAAUGGAUUAAGGGAAGUGAAGAAAAGAGAAAGAAGAGAACUAGAGUGAAGAAAUGGAAGGGUGUUUCAUGAAGAAUCGCCAUGAAAUUAGUGAGGCUGAAGAACUUUUCAUGGUGAUGAGAAAGAUACUUGGUUUGAUUUUCUUGGAUUGCAUUUGAACAUCUUGGAAUAAUAUUUUAUUGUGAUUUUUAAGGUGUAGGAUUAUUUAUUUAUUUAUUUAUUUUUUUCCCCUUGGUUGAUGAUUCGCUUGGAAAAGAAAAAAACGCGGCUGGAGAUGGAGUGUUUGUGAGACCACAGACCAAGUCGUCGGUCGGACUUCGGAGAAGCCUCGCGGAGCGGACAGAACAAGUGAGACUGCGUGUGUGCGUGUGAAUUGGUCAGAAUUAUUAGAUUGGACUAAUAAUUAUAGAAAAUGAUUUUGACUUUAGUAGUAGGAGAAAAUGGUAGUUUUAGUCCCUCUACGUUGAUUAUGUUACAUAAUCGGUUCUUUUCGUUGUGAUACUGAUAAAUCUAGUCCUCCUGAAUUCUUUCUUACUGGCAACAAUCAAUUUCAUCAAGUGGAUCUUAGUCGAGCAUGCCUUCAGCUCAAGUGACGCAAGCUAAAUAGGAUAUCUCCAAUGAGUUUAUGGUCUACG
Messenger RNA from Oldenlandia corymbosa var. corymbosa, 6460 nucleotides. The record is from the annotation of a GenBank genome assembly. NCBI's taxonomy places the organism in Eukaryota, Viridiplantae, Streptophyta, Magnoliopsida, Gentianales, Rubiaceae.